AUGGCGCCUCGCCGUAGGCCCGUUAAUCAACCGGCACAACAGAAUCAGGGAUUUCUGGAUGCCAUGUAUGCUGCCUUUCAAGGCAUGGCCACAAUAGCUCAAACGGAGCGGCCGGUGGAAUUUGCGGUGUACAAGAUGGAGGGCUUAGCGAAUACUUGGUGGAAACAGGUCAAGAGAAGAAUGGAUGUUACAGGACUGACCUGGGAGCAAUUUGAGACACUAUUCAAUGAGCAGUAUUUCCCUCAGAGUUAUAGGGAGGAAAAAGCGCUGGAAUUCAUGUCUCUGCUGCAAGGUGAUAUGUCGGUAAGGGAAUAUGAGGCCAAGUUCAAUGACCUAUCCCGGAUUCGGAACUUUCAGGAUUUGGUAGCUGCUGCUACGAGGGUGGAACGGGAUAACUUGGCCUAUCACCAAAGCAAAGAGGCAACUGGUCGAGUCUCUGUCUCUGGUAGACCUUCCGUUUCAGGUGGACCACAGCAGAGUGGUAGGAGGAACCGUAACCAGGGACAAACGGCUGGGGAAAUGACAAGCGGUGGCAGUAGUUCGUCCGGAAGUGACAAAAAUGCUCCAUACGGGCCCAGGUGUCCCCAUUGUGGGUAA
This is a messenger RNA of Morus notabilis, 597 nucleotides long. RefSeq lists its product as uncharacterized. The transcript is spliced from 3 exons. NCBI's taxonomy places the organism in Eukaryota, Viridiplantae, Streptophyta, Magnoliopsida, Rosales, Moraceae. The record is from RefSeq and is a predicted model, not a curated record. The coding region runs from base 1 to 597 and encodes 198 amino acids.